Messenger RNA from Quercus robur (English oak), 2098 nucleotides. Its product is annotated as cytochrome P450 78A5. Gene Ontology annotation, molecular function: oxidoreductase activity, acting on paired donors, with incorporation or reduction of molecular oxygen; heme binding; iron ion binding. The transcript is spliced from 2 exons. Bases 92 to 1648 code for a protein of 518 amino acids. The record is from RefSeq and is a predicted model, not a curated record. Lineage: Eukaryota; Viridiplantae; Streptophyta; Magnoliopsida; Fagales; Fagaceae.
UCACUGUCUCCUUGUGCGUCGUCUCAACUUCACUCUCUCUCUCUCUCUCUCUCUCAACCAAAGACCUUUUUUUGAACGUCUAUCGUUGAAAAUGUCACUGGAAAACGAGUUUUUGUUCUUCAUUCCCAGGAUGUUUCAUUCAUCCACUAUUAGCUACGAAGCUCUUCUUUGCUUCAUGCUUUUCAUGGCCAUCUUAGCUUUCUGGUUGGCUCCAGGUGGGCUAGCGUGGGGUCUCUCCAAGUCCAAAACUCCCUCUUUCAUUCCUGGUCCACCAGGGUUCCCAUUCACUGGCUUACUCACUGUUUUCACUGGGCUAACCCCGCACCGAGUUCUUGCCAACCUUGCACAUAGCUUCAAGGCCAUGCCUUUAAUGGCUUUCUCUGUGGGGUUCACUCGGUUUGUCAUCUCUAGCCACCCUGAGACUGCUAAAGAAAUCCUCAAUAGCUCUGCUUUUGCUGAUAGGCCUGUGAAAGAGUCAGCUUAUGAGUUGCUCUUUCAUAGGGCUAUGGGCUUUGCUCCAUAUGGUGAGUAUUGGAGGAACCUGAGGAGGAUCUCAGCUACCCAUUUGUUUAGUCCGAAAAGGAUUGCUGCGUUUGAGGGUUUUAGAGUUGAAGUAGGUCUUAAAAUGGUGGAGGAGAUUAAGGCUUUGAUGGUUGAGAAUGGUGGUGUCGAGGCUAAAAAGGUGCUUCAUUUUGGGUCUUUGAAUAAUGUGAUGAUGACUGUGUUUGGAAAGUGCUAUGAGUUUAAGGAAAAGGGAGAUGGGUUUGAGCUUGAGAAGUUGGUGAGUGAAGGGUAUGAGUUGCUGGGGAUAUUCAACUGGAGUGACCAUUUUCCUCUCUUGGGCUGGUUGGAUUUGCAAGGUGUGAGGAGGAGGUGCAAGACUUUGGUCUCGAAGGUGAAUGUUUUUGUUAGAAAGAUCAUAGAGGAGCAUAGGACGAAAAGGGCUGAUAAGGAAACUCUUGGGGACUUUGUUGAUGUCCUGCUUGAUUUGGAGAAUGAUGAAAAACUCAGUGACUCUGACAUGAUUGCUGUUCUCUGGGAAAUGAUUUUUAGAGGAACUGAUACAGUGGCUAUACUCUUGGAAUGGAUUCUUGCAAGAAUGGUUUUACACCCAGAAAUCCAGCUGAAGGCUCAGGCUGAAAUAGAAAACAUAGUUGGAAGUUCAAGGGUUGUUUCUGAUUCUGACAUCCCCAACCUGCCUUAUCUGCAAGCCAUUGUCAAGGAGUGUCUCAGGGUUCACCCACCAGGGCCUUUGCUCUCAUGGGCUCGUCUAGCUAUCCAUGAUGUUCAUGUUGGUGACCACUUUGUUCCAGCUGGGACAACAGCCAUGGUUAACAUGUGGGCUAUCACUCAUGAUGAGAAAGUGUGGUCAGAGCCAGAGAUGUUCAAGCCAGAGAGGUUCAUUGAUGAAGAUGUGAGUAUCAUGGGGUCUAAUCUAAAGCUGGCUCCUUUUGGUUCAGGAAGGAGGGUCUGUCCAGGAAAAGCAAUGGGUUUGGCCACUGUGCACCUCUGGUUGGCUAUGUUGCUUCAGAGCUUCAAAUGGGUUCCUUCUGAUGACAAAGUUGAUGUGGACUUGUCUGAGCGCCUUAAGCUGUCUAUGGAAAUGAAGAGUCCAUUGCUCUGCAAGGCUAUUCCUAGGGGUGCUUGACACAUGUUGCUCUGGGGUUGAGUUGUGCUGAAAAAAAAUGUGGGCCUGGUUCUAUUUCCUAAAAUAUAGGGUGCUUUACAAAUUAGGUCUAGGUUUUAGUUGUCAGUUAUCUUCCUCAGCUUUAUAUUAUUAUAUAUAGUACGCCAGGGUUUAUGGGUCUGUGCCAGCUUUGCUUUGUGCUAUGAGAGUGAAGUUACAUGUAACUUCUACAAGCUAUACUUUCUUAAUGGGGACCUUCUUGCAGCUGCAGCAUGUUUGUUUUUUGUUUUUUUUUGGGCUGAUGUGUGUAGAAAUGGACCUAACGGUGGCCCCAGCACAGCAGUACCUAUCGUUUGGCAUUAGCUAUAUAAUAUAGGCUUUAUGUGUGCAUGGCUCUGUAGUCUUCAAGUCUGUACACAGUUUUAAAUGGUUUGAUGUGGAAUGACAAUCUUAGGUAUAUUAAUUGUUCUA